Cryptococcus deneoformans JEC21 is the source of this 2465-nucleotide messenger RNA. Its product is annotated as transcription factor, putative. The transcript is spliced from 11 exons. Gene Ontology annotation, molecular function: zinc ion binding; DNA-binding transcription factor activity, RNA polymerase II-specific; transcription cis-regulatory region binding. The record is from RefSeq and is a predicted model, not a curated record. Bases 109 to 2190 code for a protein of 693 amino acids. Gene Ontology annotation, cellular component: nucleus. Gene Ontology annotation, biological process: regulation of DNA-templated transcription. NCBI's taxonomy places the organism in Eukaryota, Fungi, Basidiomycota, Tremellomycetes, Tremellales, Cryptococcaceae.
CUAAAUUCCCAUCUGUAUUCUCAACUGCGCCGCGGGGAACAUCCUCUGUUGUCUUUUAGAGCCUACACUGCCCACGAACAGUGAUUAUCACGCACAAGCUGGAAAAGUAUGUACACCACUGCGUGCGAGGCAUGCCGCAAGGUGCGAAUGAAGUGUAUCCGUCCUUCAAGAGGAUAUGACAUGUCUGAGAUAUGCGAACGAUGUCGAUCCACAGGCAUCGAGUGCAUCACUGUAAAGCGUCGGGUAGGAAGACAGCCGGGAGUAAAGAAUCGCAAACGUAAAGCGGAUUCUAUCAGUGAACAAACCGGAGCUUCUUCCGCAAGCAACAGUGAAGCACAGAUUCCGAGAGAUGUGGAUCAUCUUCCAAAUCCGCUACAUGUCUUGGCUUCGGAAGCUAUCAGAAGGCAUUUUACACCAGAGGCAGAAGAGGCAACCGCUCAGGACAGCUACCAUAUACGCAGCAGCAAGAGUAUCUUCCAUAGGUACUCAGAUUGGGCUGAAAAGAUUCAGCCGGAGGGAGGGAAGGAGGCGAUCAUGCGUCGACUUGAUUCACUAUUAUCAAAGAAGCCCAUAGAAAUGUCCUCGGAUGUUGACGAGCCAUCAGUCUUUUGUGGAAGGAUUGACAUGGCGAGGCCAGAUGCAUCCCCCGAGCACGAUGUUAUCUCACUGCAGAUUGUCAGUCUCGCUGAAGCGCAGCAUCUUUUCGACUCGUUUAUGGAGCUCAUCACCAAUGGAUCCAUGUACUUUGACCCACGCCUUCACACCCUCGCAUUCGUCCGAUCCCGCAGCUCAUUCCUCCUUGCCGUCAUUCUCGCUAUCGCAAGCACCUACAAAUCCAUUUGUCCCUCUGCUCGGCUGCAUACUCUCCUCAUGAACCACGCACACCGACUCGAGGCUGUAGUCCGGAAUAAUCACCUCAAGUCAAUUGAGAUUAUCCAAGGUCUCUUGCUCUUGGCGAGUUGGAUGGAAAUACCGUCUACUCUGGCGAGAGAUAAGACGUGGAUGUUUGUGUCAUAUGCGUUGGCGCUUGUUGUUGAGCUCCGAUUAGAUACUGCACUGCCAUACUGCGUUCAAACGGAUCCAUUAUACGACAAGAGUAAUCACGACCUACUGGUUAGGAAUGCACAUCGGGUAUGUUUCCUCAUGUAUAUACACGAUCGGAAUAUGGCGAUGGUGGCGGGCCGCCAUCCGAUAUUCCGAGAUUCUGCUUUAGUGUCACCCGACUCAUUAGCAAAAUGGGGAAAACAUCCUCUUGCGCACCGUUUCGAUGCGGCUAUCUGUGCAUCUGUAUCGCUGCGAAAGCUCGUAACGAGCGCGCAUGCCCGGUUGAGUACCCAGAAUUAUCCUGAUUUCGCCUCCGGCGAAGAAUACAUUGACCGUUCAAUGGCGGAAUGGCGAAGACGAUGGUCUUAUGAAAUACAAAGUACCCAUGAAUACGACAUUAUUGCACGCUUUUCAGCUUUUGUGCUCGCACUGACACUGGUCAAGAAGCGACAGCUUACAGGGCAAAUUGAAAGAGAAGCAAGGAGGGCAUGUGAGGUACUCGCGUUCGAUGUCGUAUGUGCUGCCAUACAUCACUAUAAGACAUGGAAAGGUCUUUUGAAUUCCGCGACAUUCGACACAAGCAUGGUUGCGUUUUGCGCCAUAUACACUAUUCAGUCAAUUAAUCAUUCUGCCUCACCGUACCUUUCAGAUCUUUCGCUGCUACGCUUGGCUACUGUCCACGAGCUUAUUGGCGAACUGGAAACUCAAGCGGAAGCAAGGCAUACAGUUGACAUCCCGGGGUACUUUUCUGUUGUUGACGCCAUGGCUCGUCAAUUGUCCCGCAAUAUGCGCCUGUUGCUUUCAAAGAAAGAAAUUUACCAAGCGCCUCAUUCUGAGACCUCGGAAACCCAUUCUUCGACAUACAACCCCCAUACAAACUUUAUUCAUACGCAUCCUCAUCUUCAUCAUCUACAAGACCCUCACCACUAUACCAACAACCAAUUUCCACAAUUCGACGAGGUCGCACAGUUCAUGUUUACAGCAGACGAUGGGGGAUUACCGUUCAUGGGCGAUUGGGGCUUGGAGGGGCUGUUGCCAGAUAUGGAUUUUGGGAUAGACACAGGGUAUUCGGGGAGUGAGUCUGGAGGGACGUCACAUGAGAUGACUCAAGGGGUGAACAUGCAGCAUAUGCUGAAUCUAGGAUGAUCAUAAAGGAUGUUGUAAAUGGCUAGUGUUGGAUCAAUGCGUAUUGUCUUGGUGGGAAAAUGUUUUGAUGUUUUGAUGUUGUAAUGUUAUCAUCAGCGCUUCAAAGUAUGUGCAUUCUAUAUUGUGAUCCACCGAUGCAAGACGGUUCACCCUUAUGGCACGUCGUCACGGCCCAUAAAGAGAGAUACACUUCGGCAUUUUUGUAGGGUUUCUGCUGCAAAGCUGAAAUGCUGGGGUAUUAAAACGGUACAUGUUACAUUUGUCACUGGUAGUUG